Misgurnus anguillicaudatus (oriental weatherfish) is the source of this 2184-nucleotide messenger RNA. RefSeq names its product GDNF family receptor alpha like (gene gfral). Gene Ontology annotation, cellular component: external side of plasma membrane; signaling receptor complex. Lineage: Eukaryota; Metazoa; Chordata; Actinopteri; Cypriniformes; Cobitidae. Gene Ontology annotation, molecular function: signaling receptor activity. Gene Ontology annotation, biological process: nervous system development. The record is from RefSeq and is a predicted model, not a curated record.
UUGACUCUAUAGUGAGAUGAGCAGGUGAGUGACACCUGAGCUGUGUUAAUAAUCGACACAGUGACGUCACUCAGUGUGUAUGAAUAGCGUGAAGAGAAGCAGAGCUGUCCACUCACACAGGUACUGAACACUGACACAACAGCAACCGUCUCUACCACGCUUACUCUACUGUAUGAAAGCCAUGAAAGCAGCACUUCUUAUUGUGUGUCAUUUGAUGUAUCAGGUAGUUUCCAUUAACACAUCAAGAUCUACUGUAUGCAUUUCACACAUGGAUGCCUGUGUUUCCCCUCACUUCUGUAAAAAUGAACAAGACUUCUUCAGUCAAAUCUGUGAUUUAAAAGAUGGAAGUUGCCAGUUGACUGAUCCAAAGAUCUGUAACGGCACUCUUCAGAUGAUAAUGACCCGCUCACCUGCUUUGGGAGACUGCCUAUGUUAUACUUCAGAUCCAUGCAGCACACUACAACAGCUGUAUUCUCAAUGCCAGCAACAUUUGGCUCAAGAAAAGAAAGAACUUGAGGCAAAAUGGCAAGCCAGUGCCCAAAUAGGACAUGUACACCACAUAGGCAAAUCAUGUCUGGAGGAGACAAUGGCAUGUCUUGAGGAGGAGGUCUGUAAUAGGAACAUGGUGCCAUUUAUCCAGGCCUGCAGUCCUCACAAGUGCAGACCCCGUCGAUGCAGGCAGGCUAUGGGUCAGUUCUACUCAGCUCUUCCUCACAAUAUAGCGGAGAAUCUGGUGUUCUGUGAAUGUGAUACAGAAGAUCAAGAAUGUCAACUGAUGAAGACCUCUCUGCACUCCAGCUCCUGUGAGACUGACCACACCCAAACACACUUGACCUGCCUGGAGAUGCUGGAUAACUGCUCUGAAGAUAAGCGGUGCAGGCAAACAUUUACCAGGUACCUGUCCAAAUGUUUCGGUGCAGAGGAGGUUCCAUAUGAUGACCAUACCACCAGCAAUUGGCUACAGCUACUAGAUCCUGACUUUUUUCUGGGCGAACAGCACCAAUGCAGGGUGGCAUUUGUGGCUACAAUGGGUUCAGUACUACACGAGCCAUGUGUUUGUGAUGGAGUACCACAUCAUGACCUGCAUAGGUGUAAUGAACUGCAACACAUUUUCCAAAACAAGUCCCUUUUCAAGCUUUCAAGGACCAAAGACAAACUACCAGAUGAAACAAGUGUUCAAUAUGAACUGACCAAUGAUUCCAGUGUUCAACACCAGCCGACCAAUGACUCAAGUGCUGGGUGGCAACCGACCAAUGAAUCGAGUGCUGUGCAGUUAAGUGAUCAGCUGCUGUACUUAUUGAUAUACAUCUCUGUGUUGACGGUGGUUGUAUUGCUCGCAGUCAGCCUUGUUUUGCACAGACUAAGGAGGUUACACCAAGCUGCUGCAAAACAACAAAGUUUUGAGGCCCAUCAGUCAAAAUCUUUGAUGUUGGUGUCUGAUGAUAUUUGAGUGUUUUUAUAAAAUGCUUUAUUUUGAUGUUAUUUUGACAUUUUGCACAUUCUAGAUAAAGUGUUCACAGUAAUGUAUAAAUAUAUGAUCUUUAAUGUAGAAUUGCUAAUGUCUGUGAAGCUGCAAUGGUUUUAUUGCAAAUUAUUUGAGCCAUGUGCCCAUCUCUGCCAUCUCUCAUCUUCCGUGUGCACCAAUGUUGAUCAGUGCAAAAGCACUGAAUUGCAAGUAAUCUUUCUAUAUCCAUCUUUGUAUAAAAUGUGUUAAGCUUUGUGUAGUUUGGUAUUGCAUAAAAACACUUAAUAUUGUUUGUCUGAGCUUGAUUCAGGUCAGAUGUGUUGCAUUAUGAAUAAAGUGCUAAUGUGUAACAUUCAGCGCAAUUGAUGUUGUCUUAAUUAAGAUGAAUAAAUGUCAAAAGUUUAGUAGCUAACAUAAGGAAAGCCUACAGGAUGAAAUACUAUUUUCUCGUUUAACCCAUCUGAUUUUCAUCAGGAUGCAUCACUUUGUCUUGUCUUCAUUCUUACACCCCUUACAUCCAAACACCACAAUCCAGAUGUUUGAAAGACUUAUAAUGUGUUUGGUGAACCCCAGUGUCAGGCCUCACAUUAAAUCACCAUUAGAGGCUUUAACACAGACAUUAAUGAGACGUUUCACUUAAGCUGAUCUUCUUUCACACAGAUGGUCAACCUUUUGUCACACAGGGAUCGUAAUGUGUUUCAUACUGUAAUUAUUCUGUU